AUGGCUUGCAGGAGAAUGAAAGCUGUCCAAAAAUGGGCAGUUAAUCGAUGGAAGGAGGACCUCCGAUUAAAACUCACCUGUCGUUCAGCCUGGUGGAGCUGCAUCAAACAACAACAAGGAUUUUCCCCUGACGACUGCACCCCCCCUCUCAACAAGCCUGAUGGAUCAGCUGCAACCUCCAGCAGAGAGAAGGCUGACCUUCUGGCUUCGCUCUUCUCCGAAAAGAUGAGAGUCCAUGACCCUGACCGAUCUGCUCCUAGUCUGCCUCUCGUGACUCACUCGAAGCUGAGCUCUUUCGUGAUCACUGAAGCAGAAGUCAGGCAGCAUCUAAAUAAGGUUGAUGUCCAUAAGGCCAUAGGACCCGAUAAAAGAUCGGCUUCAGACCUACUUCUGCACCUAACUACAAUAUGGCACCAAGCUCUUGAUACUCGCAAGGACACCAUCGUUGUUGCACUCGAUAUAGCAGGAGCAUUUGAUAGCGUGUGGCACAAGGGCCUUGCAUCGAAGAUGAAGAGCUUUGGAAUUGACGGCAAUCUACUAAUGCUACUCGAGGAUUACUCCAAGAAAGGACAUUGA
Molecule: messenger RNA, 576 nt
Organism: Penaeus chinensis
Lineage: Eukaryota; Metazoa; Arthropoda; Malacostraca; Decapoda; Penaeidae
Exons: 2
Coding region: 1-576 (191 amino acids)
Source: RefSeq, a predicted model, not a curated record